GCGGAAUAGAGGGAGCAGGGGAAGAUAAAGCCGGAGCUAGUGUCAUGAACAGCGCACUGCCGUACGAUUCCCUUGCCGGACGGCCCAGCCCAAGGAUCGCUGAGUGGGACCGAGAGUGUGCGGUGCGGAGGCUGUCCUCUCCCAGGGGGCUGGGCCUCCUCACCUCUCCCGCGGUGCCUCGCCGCCCCUCGGCCCCCCCCGGCUUGCUGCUGCCCACCUGCCAGCAGCAGCAGCAGCAGCUGCAGCAGCAUCAGCGCCUCUCCCUGUCGUUGUGCUCGGAGGCCUCGCUGGCACCCCCGGCGCCCCCCGCCAACGCCUCCUGCUGCCGGGCAGUGGACGCCAUGCCCCUCCUGCGGCUGGGGCUGCUGGUCUUCAGCUGUCUCUUCUGGGCAGCAGGCCUGGCCAUUUUCACCCUGGGCGUGUGGACACAGGUGUCCCUGGCCGACUACAUGCUGCUGUCCGCUAACAGCUACCCGAACGCCCCGCUCACUCUGCUGGCCACAGGGGGCGCCAUCACUGCCUGGGGCUUCCUGGGCUGCCUGGGCGUGGCCGCUAAGCUCCCCUGCCUGCUGCGGGCCUAUGGCGUCUUCCAACUCGUCGCCCUGGUAGCGGGGCUGGCGGCCGGACUCUCUGGGCUCUUCUACCGCGAGGACAUCGCGGAGGGCUUCCGCAGCGGGCUUCAGCAAGCCGUGUCAGCCUACAGCGAGGACGAAGGCAGAGCGAACGCGCUGGACAGCCUGCAGAGGGCGCUGGAGUGCUGUGGGGCUGAGGGCUGGCAGGACUGGCUGGCGUCCGACUGGGCUUUGGACGUGCGCCCGGGGAACAGCUCGUCAGUCUCGGUGCCGGACAGCUGCUGCGUGCGGCGCAAGGGCUGCAGGAACCGGCCCGUUCCUGAUGAAGGCGCCGGAGGGGUGGCCGCCGCCGGCAUUCACCGCCACGGCUGCUUCCGCAAGGUCUUCAGCAUCGUCAACGACAACGUCUUCCACAUCGCGGCCACCGUGCUGGGGCUGGCGUUCACACAGGCUGCAGGUAUUGCCCUCGCCUGCCUGUUGGCUAACCGCUUGGCACCCCGGCCACAGCAUGGAGGGGGACACUGA
This is a messenger RNA of Megalops cyprinoides (Indo-Pacific tarpon), 1097 nucleotides long. RefSeq names its product tetraspanin-7-like. Lineage: Eukaryota; Metazoa; Chordata; Actinopteri; Elopiformes; Megalopidae. The coding region runs from base 45 to 1097 and encodes 350 amino acids. Gene Ontology annotation, cellular component: membrane. The transcript has a single exon. The record is from RefSeq and is a predicted model, not a curated record.